Messenger RNA from Paramisgurnus dabryanus, 7792 nucleotides. The record is from RefSeq and is a predicted model, not a curated record. Lineage: Eukaryota; Metazoa; Chordata; Actinopteri; Cypriniformes; Cobitidae.
UCGGCUGCUGUGCUGUGCGAGUGUGGUGAAGAUGGCGGAGGAGGAGGAUAGCAGGGCUGAGGCUGUGGCCCUCAGACACAGAUUUCAGGAUCUCAUCUCUGAAUUUAAAAGGAGCUCCCAGUCGCCGCUCGAUGCCUCCAAUAGUUUUUGUCGGGAUUUCUGUGAAGUUUUGAUGAAUCAAGGACAUCAGAGGAAACCAGAUGAAGAUCAGCUGUCUCUGUUAGAGAUGUACUCAGUAGCUAUAGUGUGUUUCGCUGAGGCCAGCCCGUAUCUCUGUCCUGAAUGUGAACACGUCACAGAUGUGCUGGAGAAGUUAUCAUGGAGCUGUCUGAAUCUUCUGCUGUCAUUUUCUGAACAAAUCCCAGGUGCCUUAUGGGAAGAGUUUCAAACUUCUGUCACGGUGGCUCAUGGCAUCCUUCAAGCACAUGGGAACUCACAGCUUCACACCUUGUUGAAUCUGGUGAAGGAGAAUGGUGUGUGGACCAAUGUCACGCUUUGUAGCCUUCUGUCAAACAACAUGCCCGAUCUAGAGAAAGUUCAUGAGUUUUUAGCGCAAGAAGGACCUGAGCUACUUCAUAUGCGAAUAAAGCACCUCAUGAAACAGAAGCUUGUGGAUAAAGCUGCAAGGCUGGCAAAGACGUGUGCAGAGUUUCCCGAAUUUGGAAGAAAGAAGAAUUUCAAACAAAUCUACCUCGUGUGUCUGUGUGAAAUUAAUUCGCAAGAACUUAUGCAAGAGAUAAAGGAGGUAGACUGCAAGGAUGCUCUGGACAUGAUUUGUAAUUUGGAGGCUGAGGAAGAUGAGAAAGGAGCUCUCAGUCUUUGUACAGCAUUUUUCAAGCGCCAGCUUCUCAGUGGAGAUGUUUAUUGUGCCUGGGAGUUGACAUUGUUUUGGAGUAAGCUUUUAAUACGCCUCGAGUCAAAACAGACGUUUUUGGAGCAGUGCAGACAGUUAGCACGACUGUCUGGGAGUGUGUACCAUAUUCUGCUUCUUAUCAAAGUCGUGCAAGCUGAGGUGGACAAAGAUGGACUUUCAACAUGUAUCGAAAUGUGCAUUCAAGCACUAAAAAUGGGAGUUCACGACAGCGAGGAUGCCAGUAUUACAAUCUGCAAAACGAUAUCUUGUUUGCUGCCUUUAGACAUAGAAGUAAAACGUGCUUGUCAGCUCACAGAGUUCCUGGUAAAUCCAUCUUUGGACUCGUAUUAUUCGGUUGAGACGGUCUUCAAUGAACCCGACCAAAAGCUUGAAGAAGAGGAUCCGUUGAUUUUAAACUCACUACGCUGUGAUCUGUUAUUGGCCUUAAAGACGAAGUGGCCUUUUGAUCCAGAGUUCUGGGACUGGAAAACUCUAAAGCGCCAUUGCAUUGGGUUGAUGGGUCAGGAGGCAGCGGAUAUGGUGUCUGCUGACAAACUUUCUGAAAGUGAAGAAAACGAAGCCCAAGAUGCUUAUGAGAAAGUUUUCAAGGAUUUAACUCAAAGUCUGAUUUAUGAGCCUGGUGAAGGUGAAGCGGAAAGAAAGAAGAAAACGGAAAUGAAGAAGGUGAAAGAUAAAGGAUUCGUAUCCGCUCGAUUUCGCAACUGGCAAGCUUACAUGCAGUAUUGUGUGUUGUGUGAUAAGGAGUUUCUCGGACACCGCAUUGUGAAGCAUGCAUUAAAGCAUGUCCAAGAUGGGAUCUUCCGUUGUCCGAUAUGUACUAAAUCUUUUCCAACUAGGGCAGUCCUAGAGCCUCAUGUAAUGUCCCACGUUAAACAGUCAUGUCAGGAACGCCUUGCUGCUAUGAACAUAACCAAGAAAUCUCCCAUCAAGUUGAAAUCGCCGAGCACCUUGGAUAAACAAAAGCACUACGUCAAAACUGCCACGCAAGGACCGACGGUUUGCAGCGAUGCUUCAAAGAGUAGUCCAAGCGCAAACGGUGAAAAUAAAAUAAUCUCCCCGUUUCCAAAACCAUGUGCCCCUAAACAGGAUGUUAACAACACUAAAGAUCUCACAUGCCCCGUUACAAGCUGUCAGAAAGUUUUUAAGUAUUUCAGAAACUUGGUUGCACACGUCAAGGCCCACAAAAAUGAACCGGAAGCGGUACGCUUCCUAGAAGUACAGAGCCGAAAAGCUAUGUGCCAGUAUUGUCACCGUCAAUUCGUCAAUUUGACUCAUCUUAAUGAUCACUUACAGAUGCAUUGUGGCGACAAGCCUUACUUUUGCAUUCAGCUGGGUUGCAAUUGCACCUUCUCCUCUCACGCCGAGCUCCUCGUUCACAGAAAAGUGCACGCCGAAUUUCAGGCACAGUGUACCUAUCCAAACUGUGAGAGGAUAUUCAGCGAGACGUACUUGCUGUAUGAUCAUGAAGCACAGCACUACAUGAAUUUCACGUGCAAAAGACAAAACUGUGCCAUGGUGUUUUGCACUGUGUCUGACCUUGAUAUGCAUCAGCAAGAACAUGCAAAGCAGGACCACUCUGCUGAACGUUCUCAAAUUGAAUCACCAGCUCAGACUUGUCUUGCCUUAGAGCCGUUUCCAAGCCAAAUUAAAGAGGUUUCCCAAGAGCCUAGCGUAGUAAAAAUGAAAUGCUCGGUUAAGAAAAUAAAGUGCAGUCAGGGUUCUGCAGGACAUCCUGAGCAACUUGUAACCAACCCAGCUCUGUCAAAAAGUGUCCCGAUAGUUUCCCAAACGUCUACCGUUCAGCCCCAUGUUUCUGAUGCAUCUCAAUGUUUGCAAUCUAAUCCCGAAAGUCCAGAGAAAUCACAUCUUGAAUCUUGCUUUGUAAAACUGGAGCCUAUUCCUGUCCAGGAUGACGAUCCUGUAUUUGCAAAGACUCAAACAUUUUUAGAAGAUAAAAAGUUGUUUUGUCACCCGUUGAAUCAGCUCACACAGGCCACCCCAGAGUCUUCUAACGUUGAGACGGAUGCCAAUAAAGAGAAACGUCUGACUCACGCAUGUCCGUUUGAAACCUGCACACGGUUAUACAGCACGUCAAAGAGUUUAUCCAGACAUGUUAAAAAUUUUCAUCCAGAUGCAUUCGAGGAGUGGAAGCUGUCAAAGAAGUACAAGAGGAUAGCGGAAAUUGCUGCGAGAAAGUCGUCGUCCAAGCCUUCUAACACCGGUUCCCAGAAAAUAAAGAAACCGACAAGCAAUGUUUGUGACCUGACACAUUUGGACUCCUCUGUUCUCUCAUGUCACGAUGAGUCUGUAAGUUCUUCCUCUCAACUGAAAGAUGCCCAAGGUCAUGCAUCACCAAAUCAUUCAGCGUUGAUGCAAUUACCGUUAUCGCAAACAUGGGCAACAUCUGCGAUGGAUGAUAUGGAUUCAAGUUUUAAUGUACAGAAUCACUACUCUCCCAUUACUUCAUCUGAUAGUCAACACAUCGGCUCAUUGUACCAUUCGGAUGCCAUCAUGGAUUACGCUUCUGCCUCUGUUUAUGACGGCAUGAUUCCCCUUUCCGCCAAUGUCCACACACCCUCGAGUGUCAUGAAUGAAGCUUCAAAAUACGUGUCGAGUUCUCUUCGAGUACUGCAUGCCCUUAAUGGUGAUCAGACUUUUGACGUUGACCUCGGAUACGGUCAGGUCGGACAAAACCAUCCCAAUGAGAUUCCUGUCAGUGCCAGUUUGUUGCAUACAGCAUCUUUGCCUGAUCAGAAUACGAGUUCAAAUUUUUCAGCUUUUCCUCUGGAGACAAACCCUGCAUCGGAGGAAUUGCUGGGAAAUUCGAACCAAGAAAUCUGCACAGCUGCACAGUUGUUUUCAUCAGAUAUCAAAUGUAUACCAAAUCUUACCCAUCAUUUCAAGGAACAGUCAGAGGAUUUCCCAGUAAAGGUUGGCAGUCCUUUGCCCCAAGUUGAUGAGAAACAUCCAGAAGAGUUUUGUAAUCACGAAAUAUCACCGAAAGAUCCCGAAGAACAACCUCCUUCAGAUGAAAAGCCUGUUGUAGGCAAAAAAGCCAAGAAAAUGAAAUCGUCCAAAAAAAGCAAAUGGCCUGCAAUAAUCGAGGGUGGGAAAGUCAUUUGCUGCAGGUGCUACAGAGAGUUCCCAAGUACAAAGUCACUUGGAGGUCAUUUAUCGAAACGCUCCCAGUGCAAAACUGUAGAUGAAAUUGAUCUUACUGCCGAUUUACCGACAUCGUUUCUCGAUUUUCUCAAUGAUCCUGAUAUUUCAAUAGUACCGAUGCCUCUUCCUACAAACAACAUGCAAGAUCACAAAUCCCUCACAAGUCCUUUGCAAAUCCAUCCACCGUUAGACUCAAAUGUCUUUACGGAUAGCGUGAAUGAUACGAAUUGCAACAUUCAUAACUCGAAUGUUCCCCCUCUAGAACCCUCUGAAAUGACAGCAAGUUCAACUUCGUGCCAAUCACCCGUACAAGAGCCGCGUAUAGAAAGCAAACCUGAAUCUGAAAUCCCUCCUGCAAAUACUGGUGAAGAUGGUAAAAUCGUAGAAAUCGAAAGGGCGUUGCAACGUCUCGAUUUAGUUGAUAUACUUAACCAGGACACAUCUGUGUCUGAGAGCGCUGACCAGCAAAGUAAAAGCUCUCAAAUUGAAAUUGGUAACACGAUUAAAGACGAGGUAGAAAAUAAACAGAAAGUCUUCACUAUAAAGCCUUUCAAAUGUAAGGAGAAAGACUGUACGUAUGGAUCCAUGACAAAAGAAGCCCUGUUUAAUCAUCUUUCCAGAGUACAUGAGUAUAGCGAGGAAAAAAUUAAUGAAAUGAAGAAAAACCCGGACAAAUUUGCACCUUACAGCUGUCAUUUAUGUACAAAGGCAUUUACCAGAACCACAGGCCUUAAAAUCCACUACAUGAACGUCCAUCAUUUGUCGAAAGAAGAAGUAUCAGGCUUAAAAAUGUUUGGUGAAAGAAAGGUCAGAAAAUCUAAAGUGGAGUCAGCAGAUGUGCAUUGUAGCCCCAUAACCAAACAAGCCAAUGAGUUACCAGGACAGCAGCAACACAAAGUCAGUCCAAAAUUAACAAAGAAAUCUUUAAGUUCAAAGGUUAAAAAAGAAGCAGCCAGUGUAGCCCCAAAGAAAACUCCAAAAAAGAGCCCCAAAAAAGACUCCCCAAAAGUUUUUAGCCCCAAGAUCAGCAAGACCGUAGAAGCGUCACAAGGAAGUGUAGGGAAUUUUGAUGGGUUUGCAACAAAUGCAAUUGUAAAAACGCUUCAGGGCACCUCUAACACUCCAGAAAAGCAAGAGCCAUGUAAGCCAAGUGUAUUUGCAAUGCAAGAGCCAAGUGUUGUUAGUCCGUUUUCCUUCAGCACAGUGAACGAUCCUGCACAAGCUACCAAAGUUGCAACACCACAGUUGAAUAAUAAAAUCGAGACCAAACCAGAUAAAGAGGUUGAACUUGAAAAGAACAAUAAUUUGCCAGUGGACUACAUUGAUUUAAGUGAUACUCUCCAUUUGUGUAGGCCGUACCGAUGUGUGCACGAAGGAUGUGUGGCUUCCUUUUCGAUCCAACAAAAUCUGAUUCUCCAUUACAGAGCUAUGCAUCAGUCGGAAUGUGACGAAAACACCGGGGCCUGUACGAAAGAAGCUGACGGCUCCGUCCGAGUGCAGGAAUACAAAUGUCAAGUCAAACAAUGCUCAAAAGUAGUCUCCAAAGUUACUAGUUUAUUGAAACAUUAUCUUUUGCUACACAGAUGCACGUUGGAAAAGACUAGCGAGUUGUUAUCUACUGUUGAAGUAGGUACAUUUCAAUGUGACCAGUCAAAAUGUUCGGCUCACUUUACGUGCCAUUUAAAAUACAUCGAUCACAUUAAAAACGACCACAAGGUCAUAAAAGUUUCAGCAGACGGGGACUUUAGGAGGGUGGACCUUACGUUCAGGUGUCAGUUUGAGGAUUGCGGCAGGGUUUAUACAACCAAGUCCAACCUUUUACGACAUCUUAUGAAGAAACAUCAAGAAACUUUUGAUACCUUGAAAAAGAAACAAGAAGCUAUGAACGGGGGAGCGACAAAAUUAAGCACGAGUGCCGAUCCUAACAACGGAAAAGAGAACAUUGCAAAUAACGUUAAGGUGAAGAAGAAGAAGAGUUUGAAAAAAAAAGAGGACAAGGGACAAAACCAUUGGAUGACCUUUGCGACGCCCGUUCUUAAAUCUAUCGAUGAAGCAUCUGCGAUGUGCAAUAAAAGAUUUCUUCUCCAGUACCCUUGUAUGAUUAAAAAUUGCGAUUCGGUAAUGAAUGCGGAGCAGGAAAUAUUGAAACAUUAUACCACUCACGGUCUCACAGAACGCUUCAUUGAAGAUCAGAGGAGCCAGUUCAUAUUUUGCAAGAAAAGCAAAGAGAUUAGUGGGUUGGAAGAGUGCGAAGUGGAGGAUAUGGUACUUGAUGAAGAAAAAACGGAAAAUACCAGUGUUAGUACUCAAAACGUAAGCCAAGAAGUCCAAAUGGCAACAGACAAUGAAAAGGUCAAUGAAAGUUUCACUGCCACGACUGUCGUGAAACAGAAAAGAGGUCGUCCGCGCAAGUCUGAAUCUAGAAAGAAAAUCUGUCUCGAGAGAAGGCGAAGUCUACGAAAAAGCUCCGGCGUUAAAUGCAUGCUGAAAGUCUCAGGAUCCAUACUGAACUCUUCUAACCACCAAGAGAACUACGUAGGGAAUAAAGUGGCACUAAAACUGUAUCGGCCGUCGCAAUACAAGACGUCCAUCGUGAACUUCGAUGGCGACGGCAGAAUACCCGCUAAACGCAGAAAAACUCAUUGGACAUCAAAACGACAGCGUACGUUUCGACCGGUCAUCCGUGGGAGAGAUGAAGUCCAAUGUAUUGUUAAUUUUCGAAAUCCCCUUAAACUCGAAACUGUAAAGAAUGUUAAAAUCGUUAUAUACGAAAAUGUUUCGGCUAGAUCGGAUUUGCUAAAACAACUUCAAGACAUGCAGCCCAUGGUCAUCCUGAACAAACGGCUGCACAGUUGAUGGUUCAGUAAGAGACUGGUUUGUUUUCCUUUUACGAAGCCAUGAACUCAGGACCACAUACUGUUCGUCACAUGCUGCUGACAAAUACAUCCAGUUACACACUUUCACAAAUUUAUAGUAGUUUUAAUGCCUCGUUUGUUAAUAGAAAUUAAUUAGUGUUAAAUGAAAUCCUUUUGUACGAUAUUUUACAUUUUAAUGUGCUAUUUAUGAUCGUGUUUAAAACCAUUUUGUAUUUCUGAUAUUCCUAGAUAAAAGUUAGAUUAGACAUUUUUAAAAAUGUCAAAUUUCAUGUAGGAUGAAAACGAUAAACGAUAUAUCCCUGUGGGAUUUGUAUCAAAUUUUUUGUUGUUGUUAAACAGUAUUUAUUUUUAAAUUAACAGCUGUGUUAAUGUACUUGUCUUCCACCUAAUAUUCAAUUAAAAUAACGCUAAAUGCUCAGUGUAAAUUCUGACAUUCACAUUCACAUGUUUGGGUUUGCAUUUAUGACAUUGUUGUCUAAAAAAAACAAGAAGGGUUUAAACGUUCAGUAAAGCACGUAGAUAACAAACAUUUGAUUUAACUUAAACACAUUUUACAGUUGCCUUUUAUUGUGGCCAGCCUAAGGCCCACCUGUGCAAUAAUCAUGCUGUCUCAUCAGCAUCUAGAUUGUAAGUGUUGUUCUCACUAACACAGAUUUAGACAAAUUUGUGAAAGAUAUUUGAGAGAAGUGGGCCUUUUAUGUACAUAGAAAAAGUCUUAAGUCUUUGAGUUCAGCUCAUGAAAAAUGUGGCCAAAAACAAAAUGGUUGCGUUUAUAAUUUUGUUCGGUGUACAAUUUCUAUUUUUAGGAGGAACAAAAAACAUUUAUGAUAUUUGCUUCAGUCAUGACUAGUCGUAAUGUUUUGGCUCAUCUGUGUAAAUA